Sungouiella intermedia is the source of this 2268-nucleotide messenger RNA. The record is from the annotation of a GenBank genome assembly. Lineage: Eukaryota; Fungi; Ascomycota; Pichiomycetes; Serinales; Metschnikowiaceae.
AUGGAUAUCAAAAGGACAAAACCAGUGGUGUUGUACAACCACCCAGAGCCUCGGGAUCAUAGUCCUUCCGACUACCGCCCAUCUCGACUGGUUACAAGGGUAGCUACGUUGCCCCUGUUUGCGGAAGAUCCUGACAUUGGCCAGGGUUACAAGCUCACACGCACAUAUUCCGAAACAGAGACCAACAACUUUGAUGUGGAUACGGGCCACCGCCUUUACGACGAUGGCAGGAUUCGUACUAAGCCAUCGCGGACCGUUUCGCCCUCCAGACCUCCAUACCGGGAAUCAUCGUCUUCAAAGCUUUACCUGAGAUCCCACGACGAGUACAUUGAUGGUGAUUACAGUGCCCUCACGGGCCUAGAAGAUGAAUACGUGCCAGGUCUUGACUUUGGCGACGUCCUCACACAUUGGACUCACAACAGCUCCGAUGCUUCCACUCCUGUGUCCCGUGAUGGGCUGUUCUUAGAUUUAAACAAACUUCAUGCCAAAGUUGCUCCUCAACCUAUUCAAUUUAGAACGCAUCCGUUCAGCAAGGGUGCAGACUUCUCGCCGAAGCCCAAUUCCGAUACUCAUCAUCUCAAGAAGAAACCGAAGUGUUCACCUACUGUGGUGGAUCCAGUCAGUGGGGAAGUCAACUUCAACGCAGUGCUAGCUAGUCUUCCACUGAACUUCUCUGAUUUACCAUAUUCCCAAAGGAAAAAAAUGGUGAAGCUGUUCUCUGAAUCGAUUGAUUAUUCGCAGUUCGCCAACUUUGCAAAGUCUUAUAUGGGCGAGAAGUCCUCAGUUGGUCUGGGAAGAAAAUCCGAGAGUAAUUCCGUAGUUCGAAACGGCAGUUUCCUUCGCAAAUCCAGAAGGAAUAGCGCAAAUACAAUUGCGGGCCGCUUAUUGGCCCUCUCUCUGUCAUCUGAUUUGAGGAAGCUCGACAGAGCACCCAAGGUUAAUGUGGACGAAAAGGGAGCCAUUGUCCUUGGCCAUGAGUUGGGCAGGAUCAUCGGAUUUGGUGCCUGGGGCACCAUUAGAGAGUGUACAAAUAAGGAUGGCGUUGUGCAUGCCAUUAAGAUUGUCAAGUCAACAAAAGAUAAUGAACAUUCUGGUAAGGUUCACAAUCCGAAGGUUUUGCAGGUCUUCCGCAAAGAAAUCGAAAUUUGGCAACAGUUGCACCAUCCGAGCAUUCUUCCGUUGUUAGAUCAUGUGGCAACAGAGGACACUAUUUUCUGUCUCACUGACCGAAUUGGCGGAGGCACUUUGUUUGAAGUUGUGUCGAGAUGGGGUGAUUUUAAUGAAGGGGUUGACAGUACAGGUCCAUUCACGUUCCUGGUUGAGAACCAGAGAACCCGUUUGCAGACUACCAUCCAGUUCACAAGACAAAUAGUUGGUGCACUUCACUACAUGCAUCAGGAGUUAGGAAUUGUCCACGGAGAUUUGAAAUUGGAGAAUGUAUUGGUGGACGAUCUGGAUCCCACCAAUUUACAAGUCAUACUUUGUGAUUUCGGCAUGUCUCGAGUAUACGCUCCACAAAUCAGCAGAAAGCUGUCACGCUUAUUGGACUUGAGUACAGACAUGGGCCGUUCGAGAAGUUCUGCUGUUCCCAUACGCAAGCCCUACGACAGCCCCGACACUCAUAAUACGAGGUAUCUCUUCGCCGAUGACUUGAAGGUUGGAAUUCUGCACUUGCUUCGUCCACAUGGGCCUGCUCUUCAAUCAGUGGACUUGAGUCACCAUGGGUCUCAUGCGUCAUUGUUGGAUUUCCACGAAUUUAAGUCCAAAGAUAGCAAGUUGGGUGGUGAGAUUGAUUCGGACUUGCCCCAUCUGCACAUUGGUCUGUUGCCUUAUGCAUCUCCUGAACUUUUGAACCCUCUGCCUCCACCAUUGGGUCCUUCUGCCGACAUAUGGGCGUUGGGUGUCUUAGUGUACACAAUGAUCGUGGGUCGGCUUCCGUUUCAACACCCAUACGAACCUCGUUUGAGAGCUAUAAUCAGCGCCGGAAAGUAUAGCAGACGCACACUGAAACAAGCGUGUCUUAUGGAGUGGUUGUUCGAGGAAGAGCCCUCCUUGUCUAGCUCAUUGGUGGAUAUGGGUAGAAGGGAACAAAUUGAAAGGGUUAAGAUAGAGUGGGAAAAGCACGAUCCCAAAGAGUUUGAGGGUGUUAAGUGUGUGAUUGAAGGGUGUUUGGAAAGGGACAUUACAAAGCGAUGGGAUAUUGAUCUGAUCGUGCGCGAAUUGAGCAGCAACCACGGGGUAACAUCGAUUGCUGCAACAGAUAUCUAA